Messenger RNA from Dromiciops gliroides (monito del monte), 11203 nucleotides. It is a transcript of the gene UBR5, whose product is annotated as ubiquitin protein ligase E3 component n-recognin 5. The transcript is spliced from 59 exons. Lineage: Eukaryota; Metazoa; Chordata; Mammalia; Microbiotheria; Microbiotheriidae. Gene Ontology annotation, biological process: DNA damage response; protein polyubiquitination; regulation of double-strand break repair. Gene Ontology annotation, molecular function: ubiquitin binding; ubiquitin-protein transferase activity; RNA binding. The record is from RefSeq and is a predicted model, not a curated record. The coding region runs from base 696 to 9092 and encodes 2798 amino acids. Gene Ontology annotation, cellular component: nucleus.
AGAAACUGGGGCAGAAGUGAAGAUGGCGGCGGCGGUGUUGGUGGCGGUAGCGGCGUCUCGCCAGUGAGCGCGGUGCGGACUCAUCUCCCUUCCCACCUUUUCCCCUACGCCCGACCCCCCCGUCCGCCGCCCCGCUCCAGUCCCCGGCGUCUCGGCAGCCCAGUCCCUCCCAGCACGUCUCUGGGCCAUCUCCUCUAGCCCUCCGGGCUCACGACGCCCGCCCAGCCGCGGCCCCGAUCUCGUCCUCGUCCUCCCGCCUCCUCCCGCACCCCCACCUCGCCCCCUCCCCGAUUCUUAGUCCUCUUCCCUCCUCCCUCCACCUCCCACUUCUCCCCCCUCCCUCCUCCUCGUCUUCCUCCUCGUCCUCCUCCCCCCCUCGGCGCAGGGGGAGCUGCUGGCGGGUGGCUCGUCCGCCUGCUCGCCCGUCCGCCCGCCCGCCCGCCAGCCGGGCCGGCCGGCCCCGCACACACAGCCCGGAGGGGGGGGUGGGGGGGGAGCCAGACGACGAGGAGGAGGAGGAAGAGAAGCCCGAGGAGAGGAGGAGGAGACGGCCCCUGCGCAUUUGGUUCCCUCCAUUUGGGGGCUGGGAGGAGGAGGAGGACGAGAAGAGGGGUUGUUUUUUUGGGGGGGAGGGGGGGACGGGUUAGCGCGAGGGAGGUGGGGUGUCCUAGGGAGGAGGACGAAGAGGAAGCACCAUGACGUCCAUCCAUUUCGUCGUUCACCCGCUGCCGGGCACCGAGGACCAGCUCAAUGACAGGUUACGGGAAGUGUCAGAGAAAUUGAACAAAUAUAAUUUAAACAGUCACCCUCCAUUGAAUGUAUUGGAACAGGCUACUAUUAAACAGUGUGUGGUGGGACCAAAUCAUGCUGCAUUUCUUCUUGAGGAUGGUAGAGUCUGCAGGAUUGGUUUUUCAGUGCAGCCAGACAGAUUGGAAUUGGGUAAACCUGAUAAUAAUGAUGGUUCAAAGUUGAGCAGUGGCUCAGGGGCAGGAAGGACAUCCAGGCCAGGCAGGACUAGUGACUCCCCAUGGUUUCUGUCUGGUUCUGAAACUCUGGGCAGACUGGCAGGCAACACCCUUGGAAGUCGCUGGAGUUCAGGAGUGGGUGGAAGUGGAGGAGGAUCUUCUGGUAGGUCAUCUGCUGGAGCUCGGGACUCAAGACGACAGACCAGAGUUAUUCGGACAGGACGAGAUCGAGGGUCUGGACUUUUGGGCAGUCAGCCCCAACCUGUUAUUCCUGCAUCUGUCAUUCCAGAAGAACUCAUUUCACAGGCCCAAGUUGUUUUACAGGGGAAGUCUAGAAGUGUUAUUAUUCGGGAACUCCAGCGAACAAAUCUUGAUGUAAACCUUGCUGUAAAUAAUUUGCUCAGCCGUGAUGAUGAAGAUGGAGAUGAUGGGGAUGAUACUGCAAGUGAAUCUUAUCUACCUGGAGAGGAUCUUAUGUCUCUUCUUGAUGCUGAUAUUCAUUCUGCACACCCAAGUGUUAUUAUUGAUGCUGAUGCUAUGUUUUCAGAAGACAUUAGCUACUUUGGUUAUCCUUCUUUUCGACGUUCAUCACUUUCCAGGCUAGGCUCAUCUCGAGUUCUCCUUCUUCCCUUAGAGAGAGACUCUGAGCUGUUGCGUGAACGUGAAUCCGUUUUACGUUUGCGCGAGCGAAGGUGGCUUGAUGGAGCCUCAUUUGAUAAUGAAAGGGGCUCUACAAGCAAGGAAGGAGAACCAAAUUUGGAUAAGAAGAAUACACCUGUACAAAGCCCAGUAUCUCUAGGAGAAGAUUUGCAGUGGUGGCCAGAUAAGGAUGGAACAAAAUUUACAUCUAUUGGAGCUUUGUACUCUGAGCUUUUGGCAGUGAGCAAUAAAGGGGAGCUCUAUCAGUGGAAAUGGAGUGAAUCAGAGCCUUACAGAAAUGCACAGAAUCCUUCAUUACAUCAUCCACGAGCAACAUUUUUGGGGUUAACCAAUGAAAAGAUAGUCCUCCUUUCUGCAAAUAGUAUCAGAGCAACGGUAGCUACAGAUAAUAACAAGGUUGCUACAUGGGUGGAUGAAACCUUAAGUUCUGUUGCUUCUAAGCUAGAGCAUACUGCACAAACUUACUCCGAGCUUCAGGGAGAACGGAUAGUUUCAUUACACUGUUGUGCUCUUUACACCUGUGCUCAACUAGAGAAUAAUCUGUAUUGGUGGGGCGUGGUCCCUUUUAGUCAGAGGAAGAAGAUGUUAGAAAAAGCAAGGGCAAAAAAUAAAAAACCGAAGUCCAGUGCCGGCAUCUCUUCAAUGCCCAAUAUCACAGUUGGCACCCAGGUUUGCUUAAGAAAUAAUCCUCUCUAUCAUGCUGGAGCAGUUGCUUUUUCCAUUAGUGCUGGAAUUCCUAAAGUUGGUGUAUUAAUGGAGUCAGUUUGGAAUAUGAAUGACAGUUGUAGAUUCCAACUUCGCUCACCUGAAAGCUUGAAAAACAUGGAGAAAGCUAGCAAAACUACUGAAGCUAAACCUGAAAGUAAACAGGAGCCUGUGAAAACUGAAAUGGGUCCUCCACCGUCUCCAGCUUCCACAUGUAGUGAUGCAUCUUCAAUUGCAAGCAGUGCAUCAAUGCCAUAUAAACGACGACGGUCUACUCCUGCUCCAAAAGAAGAGGAGAAGGUGAAUGAAGAACAGUGGUCUCUUAGGGAGGUGGUGUUCGUAGAAGACGUGAAGAAUGUUCCUGUUGGCAAGGUACUAAAAGUAGAUGGUGCCUAUGUUGCUGUGAAAUUUCCAGGCACUUCCAGUAAUACAAAUUGUCAAAGCACCUCUAGUUCAGAUCCUGAUCCAUCUUCUCUUCUUCAAGACUGUAGGCUUCUUAGAAUUGAUGAAUUACAGGUGGUCAAAACUGGUGGUACACCCAAGGUUCCUGACUGUUUCCAAAGGACCCCUAAGAAGCUGUGUAUUCCUGAAAAAACAGAAAUUUUAGCAGUGAAUGUAGAUUCAAAAGGUGUCCAUGCUGUUUUGAAGACUGGGAGUUGGGUGCGAUACUGUAUCUUUGACCUUGCUACAGGAAAAGCGGAACAGGAAAACAAUUUUCCUACGAGCAGUAUCGCCUUCCUUGGCCAGAAUGAGAGGAAUGUUGCUAUUUUCACAGCUGGACAGGAAUCACCCAUUAUUCUUAGAGAUGGAAAUGGUACGAUCUAUCCCAUGGCAAAAGAUUGUAUGGGAGGAAUAAGAGAUCCCGAUUGGCUUGAUCUUCCACCUAUCAGUAGUCUUGGAAUGGGAGUGCAUUCUUUAACAAAUCUUCCUGCUAAUUCAACCAUCAAAAAGAAAGCUGCUAUUAUCAUCAUGGCUGUAGAGAAACAAACCUUAAUGCAGCAUAUUCUCCGAUGUGACUAUGAGGCCUGUCGACAGUAUCUUUUGAAUCUUGAGCAAGCAGUUGUUUUGGAUCAGAAUCCUCAGAUCCUACAGACAUUCCUCAGUCAUAGAUGUGAUGGAAAUCGUAAUAUUUUGCAUGCUUGUGUAUCUGUGUGCUUUCCAACCAGCAACAAAGAAACCAAGGAAGAAGAAGAAGCAGAGCGCUCUGAAAGAAAUACAUUUGCAGAAAGACUUUCAGCAGUCGAGGCUAUUGCAAAUGCCAUAUCUGUGGUUUCAAGUAAUGGCCCAGGUAAUCGGACUGGAUCAUCAAGUAGCCGAAGUAUGAGACUAAGGGAAAUGAUGAGGCGUUCCUUGAGAGCAGCGGGUUUGGGUAGACAUGAAGCUGGAGCUUCAUCUAGUGACCACCAAGAUCCAGUUUCUCCCCCAAUAGCUCCUCCCAGUUGGGUUCCUGACCCUCCUGCCAUGGAUCCUGAUGGUGACAUUGAUUUUAUCCUGGCCCCCGCUGUGGGAUCUCUUACCACAGCAGCGACUGGCACUGGUCAAGGACCAAGCACCUCCACCAUCCCAGGUCCUUCCACAGAGCCAUCUGUAGUAGAGUCAAAGGAUCGAAAAGCAAAUGCUCACUUCAUACUAAAAUUGUUAUGUGAUAGUGUUGUUCUGCAGCCUUAUUUACGAGAACUACUAUCUGCCAAGGACGCAAGAGGUAUGACACCAUUUAUGUCAGCAGUAAGUGGCCGAGCUUAUCCUGCUGCCAUCACCAUCUUAGAAACAGCACAGAAGAUCGCAAAAGCAGAGGUAUCUUCAAAUGAAAAAGAAGAUGAUGUAUUUAUGGGAAUGGUUUGUCCAUCUGGCACAAAUCCUGAUGAUUCUCCUUUAUAUGUCUUGUGUUGCAAUGAUACGUGUAGUUUUACCUGGACUGGAACAGAGCACAUUAAUCAGGAUAUUUUUGAGUGCCGCACUUGUGGAUUACUAGAAUCACUUUGCUGUUGUACAGAAUGCGCAAGAGUUUGUCAUAAAGGUCAUGAUUACAAACUCAAGCGGACUUCUCCAACAGCUUACUGUGAUUGCUGGGAGAAGUGCAAAUGUAAAACCCUCAUUGCUGGGCAGAAAUCUGCACGUCUUGAUCUGCUUUAUCGGCUGCUCACCACCACCAACCUGGUCACUCUGCCAAACAGUAGGGGAGAACACCUUCUGCUGUUUUUAGUUCAGACUGUGGCCAGGCAGACAGUGGAGCACUGCCAGUAUCGGCCACCUAGAAUCCGAGAGGACCGCAAUCGGAAAACUGCAAAUCCUGAGGACUCAGAUAUGCCUGAUCAUGAUUUGGAGCCACCAAGAUUUGCUCAGCUUGCUUUGGAGAGGGUUUUACAGGACUGGAAUGCCUUGAAAUCUAUGAUUAUGUUUGGCUCACAAGAGAAUAAAGAUCCGCUCAGUGCCAGCAGUAGAAUAGGUCACCUUUUGCCUGAAGAGCAAGUGUACCUUAAUCAGCAAAGUGGCACAAUUCGGUUGGACUGUUUCACACACUGCCUUAUAGUGAAGUGCACGGCAGACAUUUUGCUUUUAGAUACACUGCUUGGUACUCUAGUGAAAGAACUACAAAAUAAAUACACACCUGGUCGCAGAGAAGAAGCUAUUGCCGUUACAAUGAGGUUUCUGCGUUCAGUGGCAAGAGUUUUUGUUAUUCUUAGUGUGGAAAUGGCCUCAUCUAAAAAGAAAAACAACUUUAUUCCACAGCCAAUUGGGAAGUGCAAGCGAGUAUUUCAAGCAUUGUUGCCAUAUGCUGUGGAAGAACUGUGUAAUGUAGCAGAAUCUCUGAUUAUUCCAGUUAGGAUGGGGAUUGCUCGUCCCACUGCCCCAUUUACUCUAGCUAGUACUAGUAUAGAUGCCAUGCAGGGCAGUGAAGAGCUCUUCUCUGUGGAGCCACUACCGCCAAGGCCAUCAUCAGACCAGUCUAACAGUUCCAGUCAAUCUCAGUCAUCUUAUAUCAUAAGGAAUCCUCAACAGAGACGUAUUAGUCAAUCCCAACCUGUUCGGGGAAGAGAUGAAGAGCAAGAUGAUAUCGUUUCAGCAGAUGUGGAAGAGGUUGAGGUUGUGGAAGGUGUUGCUGGGGAAGAAGAUCAUCAUGAUGAGCAAGAAGAACAUGGAGAAGAAAAUGCUGAAGCGGAAGGUCAGCAUGAUGAGCAUGAUGAAGACGGGAGUGAUAUGGAACUGGAUUUAUUAGCAGCAGCUGAAACAGAAAGUGACAGUGAGAGUAACCACAGCAACCAAGAUAAUGCUAGUGGGCGAAGAAGUGUUGUGACUGCAGCUACUGCGGGUUCAGAAGCAGGUGCCAGCAGUGUACCUGCCUUCUUUUCUGAAGAUGACUCUCAGUCCAAUGACUCCAGUGAUUCAGACAGCAGCAGUAGCCAGAGUGAUGACAUAGAGCAGGAGACAUUUAUGCUUGAUGAGCCACUGGAAAGAACCACAAAUAGUUCUCAUGCUAAUGGUGCUGCCCAGGCACCCCGCUCUAUGCAGUGGGCUGUGCGCAACACCCAAAACCAGAGAACUACCAGCACGGCUCCUUCCAGUACAUCAGCACCAGCAGCCAGUUCAGCAGGUUUGAUUUAUAUUGAUCCAUCCAACUUACGCCGGAGUGGUACCAUCAGUACGAGUGCUGCAGCUGCUGCAGCUGCUCUUGAAGCUAGCAAUGCCAGCAGCUACUUAACAUCUGCAAGCAGUUUAGCAAGGGCGUAUAGCAUUGUCAUCAGACAGAUCUCCGACCUGAUGGGUCUUAUUCCCAAAUACAACCACCUUGUAUACUCUCAGAUCCCAGCAGCUGUGAAACUGACUUAUCAAGAUGCAGUAAACUUACAGAAUUAUGUAGAAGAAAAGCUGAUUCCCACGUGGAAUUGGAUGGUCAGUAUUAUGGAUUCUACAGAAGCCCAGUUGCGUUAUGGUUCUGCAUUAGCAUCUGCUGGCGAUCCUGGGCAUCCAAACCAUCCCCUUCAUGCUUCUCAGAAUUCAGCCAGGAGAGAAAGAAUGACUGCUCGGGAGGAAGCUAGUUUAAGAACACUGGAAGGCAGACGGCGUGCCACUUUACUUAGUGCCCGCCAAGGAAUGAUGUCUGCUAGAGGUGACUUCUUAAAUUAUGCCCUUUCUUUAAUGCGAUCUCAUAAUGAUGAGCAUUCUGACGUUCUUCCUGUUUUGGAUGUGUGCUCACUGAAACACGUAGCAUAUGUUUUUCAAGCCCUUAUUUAUUGGAUUAAAGCAAUGAACCAGCAGACCACCUUGGAUACACCUCAACUGGAACGCAAAAGGACACGGGAGCUCUUGGAACUGGGUAUUGACAAUGAAGAUUCAGAACACGAAAAUGACGAUGACACCAAUCAAAGUGCCACAUUGAAUGAUAAAGAUGAUGAUACACUUACUGCAGAAACUGGACAGAAUCAUCCGUUUUUCCGACGAUCAGACUCCAUGACAUUCCUUGGGUGUAUACCUCCAAAUCCUUUUGAAGUACCUUUGGCUGAAGCCAUCCCUUUAGCUGAUCAGCCACAUCUACUACAGCCAAAUGCUAGAAAAGAGGAUCUUUUUGGCCGUCCCAGUCAGGGUCUCUAUUCAUCAUCUGCCAGUAGUGGGAAAUGCUUAAUGGAAGUUACAGUGGAUAGAAACUGCCUUGAGGUUCUUCCAACUAAAAUGUCUUAUGCUGCCAACCUGAAAAAUGUAAUGAACAUGCAAAAUCGUCAAAAGAAAGAAGGGGAAGAACAAAAUUUGCUGACAGAAGAAUCUGAGAGUUCAAAACCGGGACCAUCUGCUCAUGACCUUGCAGCACAAUUGAAAAGUAGUUUGUUGGCUGAAAUAGGAUUGACUGAAAGUGAAGGGCCUCCUCUAACAUCAUUCAGGCCUCAAUGCAGUUUCAUGGGAAUGGUUAUCUCUCAUGAUAUGUUGCUGGGACGCUGGCGGCUGUCUUUAGAGUUAUUUGGCAGGGUGUUCAUGGAGGAUGUUGGAGCAGAACCUGGAUCAAUCCUCACUGAAUUAGGUGGUUUUGAAGUAAAAGAAUCAAAAUUCCGUAGAGAGAUGGAAAAACUGAGAAAUCAGCAAUCAAGAGAUUUAACAUUAGAGGUUGAUCGAGAUCGAGAUCUUCUAAUUCAGCAAACAAUGAGGCAACUUAACAAUCAUUUUGGUCGCAGAUGUGCUACUACUCCAAUGGCUGUACAUAGAGUAAAAGUUACAUUUAAGGAUGAACCAGGAGAGGGCAGUGGUGUGGCACGAAGUUUCUAUACUGCUAUUGCACAAGCUUUUUUGUCAAAUGAAAAACUGCCAAAUUUGGAUUGUAUUCAGAAUGCCAACAAGGGUACACAUACCAGUUUAAUGCAGAGAUUAAGGAACAGAGGGGAGAGAGAUCGGGAAAGAGAAAGAGAAAGGGAAAUGCGGAGGAGUAGUGGUUUGCGAGCAGGAUCCCGAAGAGAUAGAGACAGGGAUUUUAGGAGACAGCUUUCCAUUGACACAAGGCCUUUCAGGCCAGCAUCUGAAGGCAAUCCUAGUGAUGAUCCUGAUCCUCUUCCAGCACAUCGUCAGGCACUUGGCGAGAGGCUUUACCCCCGGGUUCAAGCAAUGCAACCAGCAUUUGCAAGUAAAAUCACAGGUAUGCUAUUGGAAUUAUCCCCUGCUCAGCUGCUACUUCUACUAGCAAGUGAGGACUCUUUGAGAGCAAGGGUAGAUGAGGCCAUGGAACUUAUUAUUGCACAUGGAAGGGAAAAUGGAGCUGAUAGUAUCUUGGACCUUGGGUUGCUUGAUUCUUCAGAAAAGGUGCAGGAAAACCGAAAACGACAUGGCUCCAGUAGAAGUGUAGUAGAUAUGGAAUUAGAUGAUACAGAUGAUGGUGAUGACAAUGCUCCAUUGUUUUACCAGCCUGGAAAAAGAGGUUUUUAUACUCCAAGACCUGGCAAAAACACAGAAGCAAGGUUAAAUUGUUUCAGAAAUAUUGGCAGAAUCCUUGGACUCUGCUUGCUACAGAAUGAACUGUGUCCUAUCACAUUGAAUAGGCAUGUAAUUAAAGUAUUGCUUGGUAGAAAAGUUAAUUGGCAUGAUUUUGCAUUUUUUGAUCCUGUUAUGUAUGAGAGUUUGCGGCAACUUAUCCUCGCCUCACAGAGUACAGAUGCUGAUGCUGUUUUUGCAGCAAUGGAUUUGGCAUUUGCAAUAGACCUGUGCAAAGAAGAGGGUGGAGGACAGGUUGAACUUAUUCCUAAUGGUGUAAAUAUACCCGUCACCCCUCAGAAUGUAUAUGAGUAUGUACGGAAAUAUGCUGAACACAGAAUGUUGGUAGUUGCCGAACAGCCUUUACAUGCAAUGAGGAAAGGUUUGCUGGAUGUCCUUCCAAAGAAUUCAUUAGAAGAUUUAACAGCAGAAGAUUUCAGACUUUUGGUAAAUGGUUGUGGUGAAGUUAAUGUGCAAAUGUUGAUCAGCUUCACUUCUUUCAAUGAUGAAUCAGGAGAAAAUGCUGAGAAACUCUUACAGUUCAAGCGAUGGUUUUGGUCAAUAGUGGAGAAGAUGAGCAUGACAGAACGGCAGGACCUUGUUUACUUUUGGACAUCAAGCCCAUCAUUGCCUGCCAGUGAAGAGGGAUUUCAGCCUAUGCCAUCAAUCACAAUAAGACCACCAGAUGACCAACACCUUCCUACAGCAAACACUUGCAUUUCUCGACUUUAUGUUCCACUUUAUUCCUCUAAACAGAUUCUCAAACAAAAAUUGUUACUCGCCAUUAAGACCAAGAAUUUUGGUUUUGUGUAGAGUAUAAAAAGUGUGUAUUGCUGUGUAAUAUUACUAGCUAAGUUUUGUAGAUUUUUCCAUUUGUCUAUAAAAGUUUAUGAAAGUUAAUGCUGUCAUACCCCUGGUGGUACUUUAAUGAUUAAAUGCAAACAUUCCUAUACCAAGUUUGUAACCUAUAGGUCUAAGAAGCACUAGCAGCAUUUGACUGUAACUGUUUGCUAGUCAAUAACUUCUUGGCCUAACCCCAGCCAAAGAUGACAGCAGAACAAUAUAAUUUACACUGUGAUUUAUCUUUUUGCUGAGGGGAAAAAAAUGUAAAAUGUUCUGAAAAUUCACUGCUGCCUUUGUGGAAAGUGUUUCAGCAAAGGUUCUUGUAUAGAGGGAGUAGGGAAUUUCAAAAUAAAAAAUUAAGUAUGUUCUGUGUUUUCCUUUUAACUUUUUUAUGGUGUUUAAUUUGUGGUUGGCUGCAGUUGUGUAUCAUGUAUAUUGAACUUGUAAAAAGUUCUUGUUAUUCAGAUCUUAGAGUUGAAAUCACUUUUAUGAAACCACUUUCAUUGCAGUUUGUUUUGGUUGCAUUGAGCUCUAGGACAUUAGAUGAUAUCACUACUAUUUUGCAUGUAAUUUGUUCAUUUGAGUGAGGGUUUUUUGUGUACAUAAGGUGGGGCCAAUGCACAAUACUUUAUAUCACAAUCAACAUUUUUUUUUUUUUUUGGUAUCCCUAUUUCAAUGGGCAGUCAGUCAGGAGGUUACUCCACUUCAUUUCUAAUUAGACAUUUGUACUAAGGUGUUUCAGAUAUGUAAACUCAGCCUGGGCACUUUCUGAUAACUGUAAAAUGUUUUAUAAGAUCAUGAUUAUUGAAGAUACAUUUUGGAAAAUUUUAAUGUUCGUGAGCAGCUUAACUACUUUUGUAUCUAGCCUUUUUUAAGUAUCUUGUUACAUUUACUUUUUUAAAUAAAGAAAUUACAGAAGAAAUGUCAAGUCAUAUUGAAGAAAGAAUAGUUUUUAUUUAUGUAACCUUUAUAUUUUUAAACUAACAGCAAUACACUAGACACGGUUAUGAGCUUAACAAAAAUCUGAUUUUAAGAACUUAAAAAAGCUUUUAUAUGUAUAUGGAUUAUAAAGAAACAGAAGUAUUUCAGUCUACAUUUUACAGUUAGCAGAGAAUCCUGAAUGGCACAGGCCCGUUCAUUUAAAAAAUUCAUUUUCAAGAAGACAUUUAUUUCUGCCCUUACACGAAAUUGACAUCCAGCCAGUGAUUCUGAACAUUCAUUCACUUAGACUAUUCUAAGUAGAAACACUUUAUAAAAACAUAUAUUAGUUAAGAAGAGUGAUUAAAAAAUUUUUUUUUUAAAUUUAGAAGCCCAGACAAACAUUCUUAGGUUCUUCUAGUUUUAGAAUUUUCAUGUAAUCUGCUAUAGGAGCUGCUUUUUUUUAUCUCACUGCUUCUAAGUAGAAAUGGUAUGCUUGUGAUGGAAGAGAGUCAUUUUGAUUAUUUUUGAGGAUAGAGGAGUUCUACUUUUUGCCUCCUUUGCCAGUGCCCUUGUCCUAUUGAGAGAGACAAUCAAUGGUACUUGUUUUGAGUUGAUAUUUACCAUCCUUUUCUGGCAACUUCAUGACACGUAAUUGCUAAGUGGAUCAUUAUCAAAUCCAUUGGUUUUACUGGAGACACUUAUGACAUACUUUUAUUUUUAUAAAUAUUGAUCCAGAGUCAUUUUACAGAAUGGGACACUUGUUUCUUUGUAGUUUUCUCAUAAGUAGUAAUUCAAUUAAGGGUAGGGGUUGGUAAGCAAUUGGAUGGAAACUUGGCUCUUACUAGAAUUCAAUAGAUAAAAUUAGAUUAGGCUUGCUUUUAUAACCCUAAAAUGUGAAUGUGAUUUUGAAAAUCUCAAAUGAAAAAAAUGAAUUAUUUAAAAUAAUCCACAAUACCUAUCAAGCCUUUCUUAAGCAAAAGCGUUGGUCAAAAUGUACCAACAAAAAGUAAGGUAACUUCAAGUGAAAUGUGAAAAUCCUUCAUAUUCAAAUGUAAAAUGAAGUUUCCUUGCAUCUCAGCUUAUCAAGUUUUAAAAUAAUGCACUACCACCCUCUCUAAAAAUGGUAGGUUAUCAAAAUAAUAUGUACAACAUAUCUUUUU